AUGCAGUCUCUUGCCCAGGAAAUAGAGACAUUUUCCAAGACCAAUUUGAGAAAACAAUGCACCCACGUGACAACAUUGAGUGGCAGGGGGAUUACUGAGACAUGGAAAGGGUCAACUAUUCAUGUCGUAGAGGAUAAAACUCAGCCUGAGAAAGCAUGCGGCUAUGUACAGGACAACAGCUGGGACUUACAAGUUAGAGUUAUUAAACCUUAUUUAAUAUUAGGCUCACAAUAUGCUGCACAUGACUUUGGCACUCUGAAAAAAUACAAGGCGUCCCACAUAUUGAAUGUAGCCUAUGGUGUUGAAAACGCCUUUCCAGACCUGUUCAUUUAUAAAACACUGAGCAUUCUGGCUGUGUCUGAUACUGACAUAACAUCCUAUUUCCAAGAGUGCUCAAAAUUCAUAGACCAAGCAAAUAAAGAGAAUGGAGUUGUGUUGGUUCACUGCAAUUCUGGAGUCUCGAGGUCUGCCUCGGUUGUCAUUGGAUACCUGAUGUCCAGGGAAGGGAAGCCUUUUGAUGACGCAUUUGCCUUGGUAAAAUCAGCCUGGCCAGCCACAUGCCCAAACCCAGGCUUUGUCGAACAGUUGAAAGGUUUCAAACCUUAAUGGGGCAUACAAGCCAAUGGUGGGGACUAUGAAUGAGCAACAACAGCAACACCUGCAGCGCCAGAGUAAUGCAUUUCAUCAUCAGCCACUGUUUCUCAUAAAGAGAUCAUUCUGAUAAAGAUCCUUGGCUGUGUCCGAAAUAGCACUCUAUUCCCUAUACAGUAUUGUGCACUGGGGCCCUGGUCAAACGUAAUGCACUAUAUAGGGAAUUGGGUGACAUUAUGGAUCUUAAUAUGGCCCCUAAUCCCCUAAUCCAAGGAACCCAACCAUCAUGUUGAGGUGUUCAUUAGCCGUCAUUUUGAAAUGCCCUACAAUGUCCUGUCAAUUUA
This is a messenger RNA of Oncorhynchus tshawytscha (Chinook salmon), 935 nucleotides long. Its product is annotated as dual specificity protein phosphatase 19-like. Gene Ontology annotation, molecular function: JUN kinase phosphatase activity. The record is from RefSeq and is a predicted model, not a curated record. Gene Ontology annotation, cellular component: cytoplasm. Gene Ontology annotation, biological process: protein dephosphorylation; regulation of MAP kinase activity. The transcript has 4 exons. The coding region runs from base 1 to 606 and encodes 201 amino acids. Lineage: Eukaryota; Metazoa; Chordata; Actinopteri; Salmoniformes; Salmonidae.